CCAAAAAUGAGACGAAGCAAAUUAGAUAUGCUCCUCUGCCUACUAGUAAUACUCUUGUCAUCCUCUGCAUUAAAAUGCAAAGCAUUAACAGAAGCAAAAGCCCUUAUUAGAUGGAAAUCUAGCUUGUUUAAUCCUGAAUCUCUGAGCUCAUGGAGCCACAACAACUCCGCCAACCACUGCCAUUGGUUUGGCAUCACUUGCAACUCAGCCGGUAGCAUCGUUCAGCUCAAAUUGCCCAACUGCGACCUCGAUGGUACUCUGAUUGAGCUAGACUUCUCCUCUCUAUCAAAUAUCACUAAACUCGACAUCAGCAACAACAUGCUCACCGGUUCGAUCCCCGGAAACAUCUCUGCUAUUUCCAAGCUCACUUCAUUGGACCUAAGCAGCAAUAAUUUCAAUGGAACAGUGCCACCGGAGAUUGGUCAGCUCAAGAACCUUCUUGAUCUUCUUCUUUAUAACAACAAGAUCAUUGGAGAAUUGCCGUAUCAGCUUAGUUAUCUCCCAAAGGUACAACACUUUGAUCUUAGCUCCAAUCACUUAAAGACACCAGAUUUCUCUAAGUUUAAAGCCAUGCCAUCAUUGACUUAUCUUUCACUCUCCUCAAACAGCUUCACAUUAGAAUUCCCAUCCUUCAUACUCAAUUGUACUAAUCUAACAUUCAUUGAUCUUUCACUUAAUUAUUUCUCUGGACCUAUACCUGAUAACUUGGCAACAAGUUUGGUUAAUCUUCAGUACCUCAACCUCUCCUCUAACUCAUUCCAAGGGCUCAUUCCGCUGUCUCUUGCAAACUUAAAGCUCCGAGACCUUUGUCUCAGGUCAAACAUCCUCACCGGAGGGAUACCACCGAUCCUUGGAUCCAUUUCCACACUUCGAGUUCUUGAACUUUUUAACAACUCAUUAGGAGGAUCAAUCCCCGCUUCUCUAGGCCAGUUGAAAUUGCUAGAACACAUUGACAUUAAACUACUUGGUUUAAAUUCAACAAUUCCUCCAGAGCUGGGCCAAUGCACUAAUCUCAACUACUUUCAGCUGUCUAAAAAUAAACUCACUGGCAACUUCCCUCCAUCAUUUGCAAACCUGACCAAAAUGAGGGAUUUUGGUAUAUCUGAGAAUUCACUCUCCGGUAAGCUCUCACCAUACUUGUUCAAGAACUGGCCUGAGCUUAUAUCCUUUGAUAUACAAGAAAAUUCAUUCUCAGGGAAACUACCACCAGAGAUCAGAUUCCUAACCAAGCUCAACAUACUCUACCUCUUCUCCAACAACUUCUCCGGCCUAAUCCCACCAGAGAUUGGCUACUUGGCCAGCCUAACAGAUUUAGACUUAUCAGCAAACUCCUUCUCUGGGCCAAUACCUUCUACUAUAGGUGACUUGAAAAAUCUCCAAAGCCUGGUCCUAUACAAAAACAAACUCAGUGGCCCGGUGCCACCAGAGAUCGGCAACAUGACUUUGUUAGUUCAGUUAGACUUAUCGGCAAACUCCUUCUUUGGGCAAAUACCUUCUACUAUAGGUAACUUGAAAAAUCUCCUAGUCUUGUCUUUUGAUGGCAAUAGCCUAUCAGGUGAAAUUCCAAAAGAAUUUGGUAACUCGACAAACCUGGUAGAAUUGAGCUUAGCUUCAAACUUACUGACAGGGGAGAUACCGCCUGAAUUGGUAAACUUGAGUUCUCUGCUCUACCUCAUCCUCAGUAACAACAUGUUGUCAGGCCAUAUUACUUCAGGAAUUAGCCACAUGACUCAGCUCUGGUAUCUCGACUUAUCAGAAAACAAACUAUCCGGACAAUUUGCAGCGGAGCUGGGAAACCUGAGCUCCUUAUCAUAUCUCGACUUAUCAGGAAACAAACUAUCCGGACAAAUUGCAGCGGAGUUGGGAAGCCUGAGCUCCUUAUCAUAUCUCGACUUAUCAGAAAACAAACUAUCCGGACAAUUUGCAGCGGAGCUGGGAAACCUGAGCUCCUUAUCAUAUCUCGACUUAUCAGGAAACAAACUAUCCGGACAAAUUGCAGUGGAGUUGGGAAACCUGAGCUCCUUAUCACAUCUCGACUUAUCAGAAAACAAACUAUCCGGACAAAUUGCAGCGGAGCUGCGAAAUUUGAGCAGGUUACGGCUUCUCAACCUCAGCCACAACUUGUUAUCGGGUCAAAUACCUUCAAUAUUUGGAGGCAUGGUCGUCCUUGAUUUGAGCAGCAAUGAAUUAUCUGGGCUAAUACCUUUCAACUUAGCAUGGCUUCGGUCACUGGAGCAGUUCAAUGUGUCUCACAACAGCCUCUCAGGUCACAUCCCUGAAGCAUUCUCAGACAUGUAUACUCUAAACUCCAUUGAUUUCUCUUACAAUAAGCUAACAGGGCCAAUCCCUUCUGGAGAAUUUUUCCGGAAUGCAUCUGAGGCUUAUGUUGGUAAUGCUGAUCUAUGUGGAGGUGCUUCUGGUUUGCCUUCCUGCGGGUUCACUCAUUCCGACCACUGGUUUAGUUAUUCCGACCAAGGAUCGCAUAAGAAACACAAAUCACUAUUAAUCACAAUCAGUGUCCCCUUGGCUGGAUGUUCCAUUAUACUAGUCACCAUUGCAAUAGCAUGCCGUAGGCAACGGAGCAGCAAAGUCAGUGAAGCUGAAAACUAUCCGUCAGUGUGGGAUAUGGGCCUCAAGUUUAAGUUCGCAAACGUCAUGGAAGCCAUAGAUAACUUCAAUGAAGCAUACUGCAUUGGAGAAGGAAGUUUUGGGGUUGUCUACAAGGCCGAACUACCCACUGGCCAUGUUUUAGCAGUGAAGCGCCAACAUUUUUCAGAUGGGAGUGACAUUCAGGAGAUCAGUGUAAGAAGUUUCAUUAAUGAGAUCCAAAUUUUGUUGGAGGUGAGGCACCGCAAUAUUGUGAAGCUGCAUGGAUCUCACAUCAAGAAGGGUGUGAUGUACUUGGUAUACGACUUUGUUGAGAGAGGGAGCUUAUGCGAUGUCUUGUACAGUGUGUUGGGAGGAAUGAUGUUUGAUUGGCCAAUGAGAGUGAAGGUCAUACAUGGAGUGGCUCAUGCUUUAGCCUACCUACACAAUGACUGCUCACCGGCCAUAGUCCAUCGAGAUAUAUCGAUAAACAAUGUCCUGUUAGACGAUGAUUUCGAGCCUAAGGUCUCCGAUUUUGGAACUGCCAAACUGCUGAGACAUGAUGCAUCCAGUUGGACUGCUGUUGUAGGCACCUAUGGUUACAUGGCUCCAGAGCUUGCAUACAUGACCAAGUUCACAGAUAAGUGUGAUGUGUUUAGUUUCGGCAUGGUGACACUAGAGGUUAUAAUGGGAAUGCAUCCUGGAGAGUUGCUCUUGAAUCUACCAUCAAUGUCAUCAUCCUCUGAAGGAAAUGAUUUACUGCUGAAAGACGCUUUAGACAACAGGUUGCUCCCUCCCACAGGACAAUUAGCUGAACAAGUUGUGUUCAUAGUGAUGGUUGCUCUAGCCUGCACUCAGACCGAUCCGGCUUUGAGACCUGCAAUGCUUUCCAUAGCUCAAGAGUUGUCCACUAGGAAAAAAUCUUACCUUCCUGAGCCAUUGGGAACUAUCACCAUCAAGAAUCUCUUACAGGCUUCAAGAAGUGCUGAACUGUUGAAACAAGGCACUGUUGUGUUGUAACAGACAAGAAGGCUCAGAAAAACAGGGUAAAUACAGAGAUUUAAUAAGGAUGAUGUUGUAUCAACAAUUUACUAAUGUUUCAGCAUCUAGUGGGAUGACAGAGUGAAAGCUGCUUCACACUGUUAGUAAUGUUAGUAUCACCUUAAAAUUUACAUAAUUUUUUAGUUUUUGGUUGUA
Messenger RNA from Dioscorea cayenensis subsp. rotundata (Guinea yam), 3783 nucleotides. Its product is annotated as MDIS1-interacting receptor like kinase 2-like. Gene Ontology annotation, biological process: protein phosphorylation. Lineage: Eukaryota; Viridiplantae; Streptophyta; Magnoliopsida; Dioscoreales; Dioscoreaceae. Bases 7 to 3606 code for a protein of 1199 amino acids. The transcript is spliced from 2 exons. The record is from RefSeq and is a predicted model, not a curated record. Gene Ontology annotation, molecular function: protein kinase activity; ATP binding; protein binding.